This is a messenger RNA of Lotus japonicus, 1040 nucleotides long. Its product is annotated as accelerated cell death 11-like. The coding region runs from base 164 to 937 and encodes 257 amino acids. Gene Ontology annotation, cellular component: cytosol; membrane; cytoplasm. Gene Ontology annotation, molecular function: ceramide 1-phosphate binding; ceramide 1-phosphate transfer activity. Gene Ontology annotation, biological process: intermembrane lipid transfer; ceramide transport. The transcript has 4 exons. NCBI's taxonomy places the organism in Eukaryota, Viridiplantae, Streptophyta, Magnoliopsida, Fabales, Fabaceae. The record is from RefSeq and is a predicted model, not a curated record.
UAGUUACACACACCAUUCAAAAUUUGUCACUUUUUGCAUUCCGUGUAUUCUGUUCUAUAUGCUUCACUACAAAACAAUACAAGUACGAGAUUCACGUGAAGGAUGAAGUGAGGGGCACCAUAUAAUAUAAGGAAAAUAAAGAGAAGGAAGAUAUUAUUCUUCCAUGGCUGAGGCUGCAGCAGGUGAACAACUUCACCGUCAGAGAAAAUUUGGUGGUGUUCUUCUCACGUGCUUCUGCGCAAGUGCAUGCAGCAAGGAACAGCUGCAAUUGGCACCUGAGGAGGAGGAUGAGAUAUCAAGUAGAAGAAGAAAUGGACCUUCCACCACCAUUAAUGAAAGGCCUCUUCUGAAAAUCGCUGAAGCGUUCAAAGAGCUAGCCAACGUUAUCAGCUCCGGCGACCGCUCUGAUGUCGAGGUUGCUGCUUUCUCACGCGCGUGUUCUUUCGUGACUCCCCUUUUUGGUAGCAUAGGCUUCAACUUCAAGUUCAUAGAGAUGGAUUAUGUUACCAAGGUUAAUGAUAUAGCAGAGGCAUCAAAGUCCUUCCUUACAUUACCAUCUAUGGUGGAUCAGGACGUGCAAACUAAUUCAGUGAGAACACAAGGGAGUCAUUCCAGAAAUCUUCUCAAAAUCAAACGAGGACUUGACUUUCUCAGGGUCCUCAUGGAGCAAGUUCUACUUACUGAGGGGAAUUCCAUCAGGGAUGCAGUUUCGAAGGCUUAUACACAAAUAUUUAAUUCACAUCAUGGUUGGGCUCUCAGAAAGGCCGUUGAUGUAAGGUUACAUUACCUCCCUACAAAGCAGCAGAUGUAUAGAAAACUUAAUGAAGAUGAGUCUGAAGCAAGGGUCCUAAUGCAAACUUACAUAUUGGCAUCCCCACCCCUACUCCGAUACAUCGAGAAGAUCUUUCUUGACAGAGAAUUGGGCAUAGAUUGGUAAACCUUGUGUUGUACUCUGUUUUAUGCAAUAUAAUCCUCUAUUGAGUUUAUGAGAGGUUCAUUGAUGUUUUACAAGAAAUAAAAUGAGAUGGUCCUAUAUGCUA